This is a messenger RNA of Ictalurus furcatus (blue catfish), 969 nucleotides long. RefSeq lists its product as uncharacterized. NCBI's taxonomy places the organism in Eukaryota, Metazoa, Chordata, Actinopteri, Siluriformes, Ictaluridae. The coding region runs from base 26 to 814 and encodes 262 amino acids. Gene Ontology annotation, biological process: response to bacterium. The transcript has 3 exons. The record is from RefSeq and is a predicted model, not a curated record.
GCUUUUGUCCUUUGACUACUUUGAUAUGCUGAACAUGAGUGUCAUUUCAUCUCUGAAGAUGACUGUAGUCUGGAUUCUUGUCUCAUAUCUUUGCAUAAUAUCUCCAGCUCAAAGUUUGGAUCUUUCCCGACCAUCAUUUAUCUCAGUAAAGUCUGGUGAACGUGUCACUCUUAACUGCCCAUUUUACUGGAGUCAAAGUUUAUUAAAUCUUGUCAUUUGGUACAAACAAAUAUUUGGAGAGAUGCCACAAAAAGUGGGAGAAGGAUUAGCAUAUAAGGGUGUGAAAAUCAGCCCCGAGUUCAAAACCUCAGGAUAUAAAAUGGAGAAGACUGAUAGCAGCAGUUCUUUGACAAUUUCACAUAUAAAAAAAGAACAUGGAGGACUUUACUACUGUGUACAGUUUAACUGGGGAAAUGUAGCUGUUAAUCUAUCCAGAGGAACUUUCUUGGAUGUAACAGAUGAGAGAGAUAUAAACGUCUCAGUGUUCCAGAGCGGCGUGUCGGACUCGGUUCCUGCAGGAGCGUCAGUGACUCUGCAGUGCUCGGUUCUCUCUGAGAGCAGAUCAGCAGAACUCCAAGUGCUCUGGUUCAGAGCUGCUCCACCACAAUCCCAUCCUCAAAUCAUUUACACUCAUCACAACAGCAGCCAUCAGUGUGAGAGCGGCUCUUCUACACACACCUGUGUGUACAACUUCUCCAAGAACAUCCUCAGCCUCAGUGAUACUGGAACUUACUACUGUGCUGUGGCCGUGUGUGGGAAGAUCAUUUUUGGGAACGGGACACGAGUACAACUGAGUAUAAACACAUUUGUUUAAUUGCUCAGAUUGCUGUUUGUAAAUAUUUAUAACAUUGCUAUAAUCACAGAAAUAUAUAGGUAUUAUUUAAUAUCUACAUGAAACUUUGCAGUAUAUUGUAUAAUGUAGAUAUUCAUAAUGUUCAUUAUUAUUUUUGUGCUACGGUAGAAUCUGUG